This is a messenger RNA of Nasonia vitripennis (jewel wasp), 3384 nucleotides long. RefSeq names its product probable ATP-dependent RNA helicase DDX20. Gene Ontology annotation, biological process: spliceosomal snRNP assembly. Gene Ontology annotation, molecular function: RNA helicase activity; ATP binding; RNA binding. The coding region runs from base 268 to 3324 and encodes 1018 amino acids. NCBI's taxonomy places the organism in Eukaryota, Metazoa, Arthropoda, Insecta, Hymenoptera, Pteromalidae. The record is from RefSeq and is a predicted model, not a curated record. Gene Ontology annotation, cellular component: SMN complex. The transcript has 7 exons.
AAAACAAUCUAUGGAUUCCACACUUGUAUUCAUUGUGCUGCAUUGAAUAAACGAUGCCUAAAAAUACAAUGUAAACAGUUUAUAUGUUCAUUGCAAUCCUAAGCUGAACGUGUGUAGUAACUAGAUUCUGUACGAUGAUAGGUACAAUACUGCACUUGUUGACUUGUUACAGUACAUACAAAAACAUAACCUAUAUUUGUCUAACCGGCGGGCCGGUGCUACAAGCUGAGAGUAUUAAAGUAUUUUUAUAAUAGUAUUUAAUCAGAAAUGGCGCAGAACAUCGCUCAUAAUUUAUCCGCCAAAGAGCGCACGAGUGACAUAGAAAUUCAAGAAGAUGUGACAUUUUCUCAAAUGGGUUUGUCACAGCAAGUUUUGAAUGGUCUUUUGAAUUGUGGGUUUCACAAACCAUCACCUAUUCAACAUAAAUCUAUUCCAUUAGGGCGAUGUGGUUUUGAUUUGAUAGUGCGAGCCAAAUCAGGAACUGGUAAAACGGCUGUUUUUGGUAUAAUUGCUCUAGAAAUGAUAGAUAUUAAAAUAAGUUCUGUUCAGGUAAUAAUCCUAGCACCGACCAGAGAAAUAGCGAUACAAAUAAAGGAAGUUAUAGCAUCACUUGGCUGUGAAAUAAAAGGUUUAAAAGUAGAAUCAUUUAUUGGAGGUGUUGCAAUGGACAUUGAUAGAAAAAAACUAUCAAACUGUCAUAUAGCCAUUGGUGCUCCUGGCAGAGUAAAACACUUAAUAGAUAAAGGAUAUUUAAAAAUGGAUCAUGUUCGCCUUUUUGUACUGGAUGAAGCAGAUAAACUAAUGGAAGAAAGUUUUCAAAAAGACAUCAAUUACAUAUAUGCAAAAUUGCCGCCAAAUAGACAAGUCAUCUCAUCUAGUGCAACUUAUCCUGGAGAUUUAGAAAUUUUUUUAGAAUCGUAUAUGCAGUCUCCAAUUUUAUCUUCAGCAGACAAUGAUGGACCUAUUCUUGUGGGAUUAAGACAAUUUGCUUCUAUUGUCCCGCAACAUCUAAAUGCAAUGAGACAAGUGCAAAUCAAGGUUGAAGAAUUGAUAAAAAUAUUCAAAAAAGUUCCAUUCAAACAGUGUCUUGUAUUCACAAAUUAUCAAACUAGAGCCCAAUCUGUUUGUAAUAAAAUCACUUCAAUGGGAUUUCCAGCUAUUUUCAUUGUUGGAAAUCAAAACAUGAACAAGAGAUUAGAUGCAAUGAAAAAGUUGAAAAACUUCAAGUGUAGAAUUUUGCUGACUACAGAUUUAACAGCAAGAGGAAUAGAUGCAGAAAACGUUAAUUUGGUUAUUAAUUUAGAUAUACCAAGUGACAGUGCAACAUACCUUCAUAGAAUUGGAAGAGCUGGACGUUAUGGUUCACGUGGAAUAGCAAUUAAUAUUGUUGCAGAAAAAGAAUUAAAUAUGUUCCAAGACCUUUUGCAAUCGAUUGGAGGAAAAAAUUUUUCAAUCAUGAAACUGCCUGUAGAUUAUCCAGAAGACUUGUGGUCCACAGAUGAUGACUCAUUUGAUAGAAUUCAAGCAACGCAAUAUUCUCUGGAAAGUCAUACUGAAUUAGAAAAAAGUAUCAUGGAUUCAGUUAACGGAAUGUGCAUAAACACACCAUUAGAAAAGAGUAAUGGAGAUUUACAAUUGACUUCUGAAUCAUCGAAAAAAGAUAAAAAUAAGAAAAAAGAUAUUUGUGUGAACAAAAUUACAGAGAAUAUAGAAAAUUUAACUCUCAAACAAACAAAUCAUUCAAAUAUUUCUCUGAAACCAGAGAAAAAACGUAAAUUCAAAUCUUUGGAAAUAACUGAAUCCAGUAAUCCAUCCAAUUUAGAAAAGUUAAAUGAAAACACAUCAUUUAUUGUAGAUCUAAAUGAAAUACCGCAAAACAACUUAUCAAAAACAGAAAUUGACAGCAUAGAAGAAUUUUUAAGAAUACAAUUUAUAAAAAGUAAUGGAUCCAAAGAUAGUAACCCUGUAGCAGAAGUCGACAGUAAAAAUGCAAGUACAGGAAUGGUUCACAAUGAGAUUGAUGUACAAGAAAUGAUCGAAAAAAGUAAAUCCCAUUUUAAUAGUGAUUUGUUUGAGACAGAAGAAUUUAAGGCUCUGUUAAAAAUUAAUUCAGAUUUACGAAUGAAAUCACGUAACACGGAAAACCCAGAGGAUUACAUUUUAUUUGAAGCAUCUUGUUGGAAAAACAAACUUUCUUACGAAACGAAUUUAUUGGAACUCUUAUUACCAAAGGAUGGAGAUAUGAAAGAACUAUGUGCAACUAAUUUUUAUGCAUCCCUGUAUACCUUUUAUAAAAUUCAAAAAAAGGCUCUCAUGUGUAUAUAUCCUGAAAUUCGUAAUGAAGACGAGAUAAAAGACACUUAUUUAUAUUCUGAGAAUAACCAAAACGUAAAUCUUCUUCGAAUGUAUCAAGAAAUAGAAAAUUUCAAGAGCUCUCAUCGUUUGUUAAAUGCAACCGAAUUUACUGCUCAUUUUCCAUAUCCAAUGAGUUUAAAUAAGCCAUUGCCAAAUCUCAUGUUAACUGAAAAUGAUAUGAACGAAUACAAAGUAGCUAUAAAGUAUCUCAAAUGCAACUUCAAUAUUUACAAUGUUUGGCUUAAAUUGAGACGUUUAUUACUUUCCAUGGAUAGUGGUACUAGACAAAAAUUAAAAAAUAAAAUUACAAACGAGAAAGAGAUUAAUUUGGAAGAGAUAUUGUCAUUGAUAUCCCAUAAGUAUAAAGUAGAGAACGAGUCUUCAAUUGACAGCUCAUCCAGUGCAGACUCUGAUACUGAAUCGCUUACGGGAUCAGAAUAUUCUCAAAAUUUGUCCGCUAACGAUCUUCAAAAUAAUAAAAUGAAAACUAAAUUCAUUCCAUUAGUAACCGAAAAUGUUUCGUAUUCUCUUGACAAACAAAAUGAACGUUUUGGCUACAAUACUUCGAAAAGAAAAGAAGCUAUUGAUCCAAAAUUAGUUCACUCCACCAAGGAGAAAUUAGAAAUUUUAGAUACUAAUCACAAUAUUGGAUUAGAAGAAUUUCCUAAUACACCGACUUAUGAAAGUAUUAAUCACAGGCCUUGGAAUACAAAUACAGAUUCGAAAAAUGAGAAUUACUCUUUUCAAGAAAUGAAUCAUUUAAACAAUGAUUUCCAGAAUUAUACGAAAAUUCAUGAUGAGUCUAACGAAUUGUAUAACCAUUCUCAUGUUUGCUAUGGGAAUUUCAAUUAUUAUGAUUAUACAAACAAUGUAAACAGUGAAUUAGAAACUUUUUUUCAUAAUUUGAGGCAUCAAACAAAUCAAAUACACUUACAAGAGUAUUAUUAUCACAUGUUCCACGAUGAAUGAUUAUUUGUUAAACACUUUAUUUAUAAUUUAUUUUCUAAGUAAAAUAUAUUAAUUUUAUUA